Molecule: messenger RNA, 11228 nt
Organism: Anolis carolinensis (green anole)
Lineage: Eukaryota; Metazoa; Chordata; Lepidosauria; Squamata; Anolidae
Gene: cux2
Product: cut like homeobox 2
Exons: 22
Coding region: 1882-6270 (1462 amino acids)
Biological process (GO): regulation of transcription by RNA polymerase II
Cellular component (GO): nucleus
Molecular function (GO): RNA polymerase II transcription regulatory region sequence-specific DNA binding; DNA-binding transcription factor activity, RNA polymerase II-specific
Source: RefSeq, a predicted model, not a curated record
CAUUCUCUCCUGACGUUUCUCCCACCUCUAUGGCAGGCAUUCCCAGAGGUGUUGAGGUAUGGAGAAAUUUCAUACCUCACAUUCACCAUACCUCACAACCUCUGAGGAUGCCUGCCAUAGAUGUGGGCAAAACAUCAGGAGAGAAUACUUCUGGAACAUGGCCAGACAGCCCCCCUAUCUGUGGAAAGCUGUCCAGGGUGGAAGAAAGAACGAUUGUCCUGGUUGCUUUGAGUUUUCUUGUCUCUCUGGCCAUGUUUCAGAAGCAUUCGCUCCUGACGUUUCUCCCACCUCUAUGGCAGGCAUCCUCAGAGGUUGUCGGGGCUGUUGGAAACUAGGCAAGUGGGGUUUAUGUAUUGGAAUAAUGUCCAGGGUGGAAGAAAGAAUGAUUGUCUUGCUUGCUGUGAGUUUUUCUGCCUCUCUGGCCAUCUUCCAGAAGCAUUCUCUCCUGACGUUUCUCCCACCUCUAUGGCAGGCAUUCCCAGAGGUGGUGAGGUUUGUUGGAAACUAGGCAAAUAGGGUUUAUGUAUCUGUGGAAUGUGUUGUCGAAGGCUUUCAAGACCAAGAUCACUGGGUUUUCCGGGCUGUAUGGCCAUGUUCCAGAAGUAUUCUCUCCUGACGUUUCGCCCACAUCUAUGGCAGGCAUCCUCAGAGGUUGUGUGAUCUGUUGGAAACUAGGCAAGUGGGGUUUAUGUAUAUGGAAUAAUGUCCAGGGUGGAAGAAAGAAUGAUUGUCUUGCUUGCUGUGAGUUUUUCUGCCUCUCUGGCCAUGUUCCAGAAGCAUUCUCUCCUGAUAUUUCGCCCACCUCUAUGGCAGGCAUCCUCAGAGGUGGCGAGGUCUGUUGGAAACGAGGCAAGUAGGGUUUAUGUAUCUGUGGAAAAAUGUCCAGAGUGGAAGAAAGAACUAUUGUCCUGGCUGCUGUGUUUUCCUGCCUCUCUGGCCACCUUCCAGAAGCAUUCUCUCCUGACAUUUCUCCCACCUCUAUGGCAGGCAUUCCCUGAAGUUGGGAGGUCUGUUGGAGACUAGGCAAGUGGGGUUUAUGUAUCUGUGGAAUGCCAAAGGUAGAAGAAACAACGAUUGUUCUGGCUGCUGUGAGUUUUCCUGCCUCUCUGGCCAUGUUCCAGAUGCAUUCUCUCCUGACAUUUCUCCCACCUCUAUGGCAGGCAUUCCCAGAGGUGGUGAGGUCUGUUGGAAACUAGGCAAGUGGGGUUUAUAUAUCUGUGGAAUAAUGCCCAGGGUGGACCAAAGUCGGUUGGAAACUAGGCAAGUGAGGUUUAGAUAUAUAUCUGUGAAACAAUGUCCAUUUCCACAGGAUUUCAUCAGGGAGGAGGAAACCAUGAAAAUGAACAAACUGUGACUACCAGUAUUAAAAUCAGGACAGUAAAUAAAGAACAACACUCAGAAAACAGGGGAAUUCCAGACAGGAAAUAAUCAGGGCAGGGUAACACCUCCCAACAAAGGAUUCCCCGAGGCAGGAAGCAGCCAGGCUUUGAAGCUGCAAGUCCAUUCAGUUCUAAUCAAGGUGGCCAAUGGCCUCAUUCCCACUUGCCUCCAACAGACAAGAAUUCUGGACAUCAAUUCACAUAUAUAUAAAUCCCAAUAGACUUCACAACCUCUGAGGAUGCCUGCCAUAGAUGUGGGUGAAACGUCAGGAGGGAAUGUUUCUGGAACAUGGCCACACAGCCGGGAAAACUCACAGCAACCCUGCUCCAAGUGCCUGCAGAAGGAGGCAGCCUGCCUGUCUGGUUCCCAUUCCAGAGGAGUAUUCCCAUUGCCUGCCUCCCUCAAUCCCCAUGCCCCUGCUUGGUCCCUCACCCUCCCAAGAGGCUGUUUUUUAAAGCCUGGCACCCUUGUCCUUGUGGUUGAUGCACCCUCACUCCCGGGAUGACAAGAGCCCAGCGAAGAAGGAGAAGAAGCGUCCAGAAGGAGCUGAAUUCCGUGGCUUCGGAGCUGACGGCGCGGCAGGAAGAAAGCGAGCAUUCUCAUAAACAUUUAAUUGAACUCAGCCGGGAAUUUAAGAAAAAUGUACCUGAGGGGGUCCGAGAUAUGGUGGCACCCGUCUUAAAGAGCUUCCAGGCCGAGGUGGUUGCGCUGAGCAAAAGAAGCAAAGAAGCCGAGGCCGCGUUCCUGAACGUUUACAAGCAAUUAAUUGAAGUGCCAGAUCCUUCCCCCACCCUGGAGACCACACGAAGCCUCGAAGACCGGCGCCAGCAGCUCCAUUGCCUUGGUCCAGAGAACCCACCUUUGAAGGAGCUGAACCGGCCAUGGAAGAACAACGCUGAGCUCCUGUGCUCCAAAGAGCAAAGAGAGGGGACGCCUCCGCCAGGACUUGCUGCUUCUGCGGGGGGCAGGCCCACCACCAACAGCAAAGCACUCCUGACAGCGGAGACGUUCUUGCUGCAGAAAAAUCAGGCUGAGGAGCAAAAGGACUUUAAAGAAGUACAGAUCACUUUGGCUGCUCGGCUGGGGGAAGCCGAAAAGAAGAUCAAAGUACUUCAUUCUGCACUAAAGACAACACAGACCGAGCUGGUUGACCUGCAUUGUAAAUAUGAUGAAGAAAAAGCAAAGAAGACAGAUGAAGUGGCCAUGAUCAUGGCGAACCUUGAAAAAGCCCAUCAGAGAACCGAGACUGCCCAGCGGGAGGUGGAGACCCUUCGGGAGCAGCUGGCCUCUGUCAACAGCUCCCUUCGCCUGGCUUGUUGCUCGCCCCAAGGAUCCAGCGGGGACAAAAUGAAUUACGCUUUGUGCCCGGGGCCGAGGCUCGAGGCAGCGCUAGCCUCCAAGGAUCGGGAAAUCCUUCGCCUUCUCAAAGAAAUCCAGCACUUGCAAAACACCCUGCAGGAAAUGGAGGAGUCUUCCGCCAGUCAGAUUGCAGACCUAGAGCAGCAGUUGGCGGCCAAGAACGAGGCCAUUGAGAAGUUGGAAGAGAAAUUACGAGCCCAGUCAGAUUAUGAGGAGAUCAAGACAGAACUGAGCAUCUUGAAAGGGAUGAAGCUGGCCUCCUCCAACUGCAGCCUCUCCCAGAGCAUAUCAAAACCCGCUGACACGUUGCUUCUGGAAAAGGACUCUUUCUACCCAUCACAGAAAUACCUUUUGGAAAAGCGAAGCCUCGUCCCCAGCACUGAGGAGGAUCCCUCGGAGGAUGAGUCAAUGAAGGACUCCAUGGGCACCGGGCAGGCCUUCCCUUCCCCACAACUGCUCUCACAUACUCCCCGGGACGACGUGACCUCUCCUCCGCUCAUCCAGCCCCUGCUGAGUCCCGCUGUGGCUCAGGAAGGCUUCUGCCUGUCCCCCUUCCCGAGCCUGAACCCCACAGAGCGGAUAUCGCUGGACUCCCUUCUCCCCAAACACAGGGGUCCUCAUGGUUACAAGAGCGAGACCAGCAGCCUGGUGGCCUUCCCCUCCGCUUUCUAUGCUAAGGGGGCAACGUUGCCAGGAAACUCUGGCCAAGCCCUUCCCGCAAAUGAGCUGAGCCUCCCCAGUGACCAGUCGGAAGGGAGCAAUUUGGGUUCGCCGGACGAUGAGCACCUGGAUACCGCUGAGAUUGCGUUCCAAGUCAAGGAGCAACUGCUCAAGCACAACAUCGGCCAGCGGGUCUUUGGCCAUUACGUCCUGGGCCUCUCUCAAGGCUCCGUCAGUGAGAUCCUGGCUCGGCCAAAGCCUUGGCGCAAGCUCACCGUCAAGGGCAAAGAGCCAUUCAUCAAGAUGAAGCAGUUCCUCUCUGAUGAGCAGAACGUCUUGGCCCUGAGGACAAUUCAGGUGCGCCAGAGAGGUAGCAUUACGCCAAGGAUUAGGACGCCCGAAACUGGCUCCGAUGACGCCAUCAAGAACAUCCUUGAGCAAGCCAAGAAGGAGAUAGAGUCACAGAAAGGAGGAGACACCAAGGGCUCCACCGUGCCCCAGGCCAUGGCCAACGGUGCCACGAGCAGCAACUCGGAAGAUGCCAUCAAGAGCAUCCUCGAGCAGGCCCGCCGGGAGAUGCAGGCUCAGCAGCAGGCCUUGCUGGAAAUUGAGUCGGGCAGCACGAGCAGGCCGCUCCUCACGCCGCCGGUCGAGCACUCCGCCUUGGCCGCCGUCAGCCAGACCAUUGUCCAGGAGUACAUCAAGCAAGAGGAGGGGAUGAUGGGACCCAGCACCAGCAGCAGCAUGGCCCAGGGGCCCCUGACGGUGCUCUCCCCUGCCGCCUUUGUCCAGAGCAUCAUCCGCAAAGUCAAGUCUGAAAUUGGCGACGCCGGCUCCUACUUUGACCAGCACUGGGCUUCCGAGAGGAGCUUGCUGAGCCGCCCGUACACCUCUGUUUCGCCCUCCCUCUCGUCCUCGUCCAGCUACUCCAGCACGGCCAACGGGCGCGGGUGGCAGCGGGGCGAAGCUGCCGAGGCCGUCCCGACCGAGGAGGACCUCCCCACCUCUGAGGAUGAGCCCCACCGGGUGCUGGAGGUCAAACUGGAAACGGUGGGCUCCGAACCCCUCUCCACCAGGCGCCUCUCCUACUACCCAUCCUACGUGCCAAGGACCCUCAAGCCCACCGUGCCGCCCCUGACGCCCGAACAGUACGAGAUGUACAUGUACCGGGAAGUGGACACCUUGGAUCUGACGCGGCAGGUCAAGGAGAAGCUGGCCAAGAAUGGGAUCUGCCAACGCAUCUUUGGGGAAAAGGUGCUGGGAUUGUCUCAAGGCAGUGUGAGCGACAUGUUGUCCAGGCCCAAGCCCUGGAGCAAGCUCACGCAGAAAGGCCGAGAGCCAUUCAUCCGCAUGCAGCUCUGGCUCACGGACCAACUUGGCCAAGGGCUAAGCCAACCGGGCAACCCACCCCAUGACAGUCCUGGAGAGGCCCAGUCUUCACCUUCCCCGUCACCCAGUCUCUCCGAACAAGAGAAAAGCCCUCUGGAGCCCCUGCGCCUCACCUUGGAAAGCAGCAAGGAAAACCAGCACCCGGAGGGCCAGCCGGGCUCCUCGCUCAGCACCAGGAUGGGCCCCAACAGCCAGGCUCCGCUCGGCAUCCAGGAGAUUGUGGCCAUGUCGCCCGAGCUGGACACCUACGCCAUCACCAAGAAGGUCAAGGAGGUCUUGACAGACAACAACCUUGGUCAGCGGCUUUUUGGAGAAAGUAUCCUGGGCCUGACACAGGGCUCCGUCUCUGACCUCCUGUCGAGGCCCAAGCCUUGGCAUAAACUGAGUCUGAAAGGGCGGGAGCCCUUUGUCCGCAUGCAGCUCUGGCUGAACGAUCCGCACAACAUCAACAAGCUGCGGGACAUGAAGAAACUGGAGAAAAAAGCGUAUUUGAAGCGCCGCUACGGACUGAUCAGCGCCGGCUCCGACAGUGAGUCCCCCAACGCCCACUCCGCCUGCCCCAGCCCCAGCCUCCAGACCCAAGAUCUCAGUCUCCUGCAGAUUAAAAAACCAAGGGUCGUCCUGGCUCCCGAAGAGAAAGAAGCCCUGAAAAAGGCUUAUCAGCUGGAACCCUACCCUUCGCAACAAACCAUUGAGUUGCUGUCUUUCCAGCUGAACCUUAAGACCAACACGGUGAUCAACUGGUUUCAUAACUACAGAUCCCGGAUGCGCCGGGAGAUGCUGCUGGAAGGGGCGCAGGACGACACGGAUCCGGAGCCGAGCACAACCCCGGGCGGCUGCCUUCUGAAGGGUCCUGGCUCCGAAGGCGAGUGCCGGAAACCCACUUUCAGAGAUGCGGAGUGUCAAGGAGAGAUCAAGUCGGUGGUGCAGAUCAAGGAAGAGGUGGGUGAGAAGGAUGACUGUUCAAGUCCCCGGGAGCCUUUUGUCUCCGAUGGGGAGAUGGAACCCGGUCUUAAAGAAGAGCAGGCGGAGGAGGCGGCAUGGACGGAAGAUCUGGAGGAGGGGCCUAGUCUCAGUUGGGGCAAAACACACAUAUCCAGGGCUGCCUUGCAUAACCCCGGUGAGUUCGGUGCUGGCGAGCGUCUUGACUCGGACCCCCUGAGCUUUAAAUCCUCUUCGGAGUCUUCCCGGGGCAGCUUAGAGGGCUCCCUGAACUCCCCGUCGGCAGCCUCUUCGCCCGGCCUCCUGAUGUCCGUCUCUCCCAUCCCUUCCGCCUCGGCUCCUCUCUCCCCGUUGCCGCCAAGCGCCGCUGCCAAAGCACAGAGCGAGAGCCCUCCCGCCGGAGCUGGCGCCGUGCCACCCAACGCCAAAGCAAAUACAAACACCCAGCGACGGCAUGAGAAGAUGGCCAACCUCAACAGCAUCAUCCAUCGGCUGGAGAGAGCGGCCAACCGCGAGGAGACCCUGGAGUGGGAAUUUUGAGAGGUAAAAAAUAGAUGUUCAGAAUCCACACACACAAACAAGCACCCGCAUCCUAAACUCCGACAAAGCAGGGAGUCCAGUGUAUAUUGAAAUAGAUCUCUAUAAAUAUAAAUAUAUAUAUAUACACACACAUAUAUAUUUUAUUAGUUCCGUCACGUGCUAAGGAGGAGGCCGGUCAUCUCCGUUUUUGUCGAAGGAGAGUGAUCCGUCGCUGCCCCGUAGCUCCUUUUUUUCUUAGCGCCUGAUGGGAAGUUAGGACACGGACUUCGUUUUUUGGUUUCAAAAAAAAACCCAAAAAACUGGGAACACUUUUAGAAGAAGAAAAAAAAAGAUUAAAAUAAUAUUUAUAGACCUCUUUUAGAUAUUUUAAUAAAAGGAAACUUUGGAAUUUAUUAACAGCUCAAGCUGCUUUGAUAUUAAAAGAUAGCUAUAAACUGUAUCAGUUGUGUCAUUAAAUGUCCACUGAAAAGUCUUGUAGUUUGCCACUGGAUGAGAUUAAAAAAAAUGAAAUGUAAAAUUCAAAGAGAUAGCCCAGGCUCCUUGAUCAAAGCCAUUGAGAAGCACUAUGAGACUGACCAAAUUUUUUGCCCGAGGGGUGCCUUGCUCUCCCCUCGGUUUGUCUCUAAGACAUCGCAUUCAGACGACUUUUCCAGAGACUUGUCUUACAGUCCACGAAGACUCUAAAUUGGGAAGCUGCGUCCGUCGUUGAGUUCUGGUGGUAUGUUUUGAGAGCUUUGUUUUGAAUAUAACACAGGGAAAACAAAGUGUUGCGUGCUGUUGUAUAUGUUGUAGAAAAUAUGUUUGCAAUAGCCUUCCUAAACAAGAUGUAGCAUGGUUUCAGAAGUGACUCCUUAGUCCUGAUGCUUCCUGCAGCUUAGUGGCCGGCCAGAAACGGAGGACACAUCGGGAACGUCGACACAAACAAAACUGACAUCGGGAUUAGAAAAAAAAACAAAACACACACACCCCUCUCAGAAGUGCAGCAUCGUUUUGUUGCAAAAGUUGUGUAUCUGGCAGCUUGCAAAGUCGGUGAUGUGUUUGUUUUCGACAGGGACAGACUUUCAUGAUCAACUGGGAGAAACCUACCAAGGUUUACGUGUCUGUGUGUGUGUCUGUACGCGUGUGCACAUGGAAAUUGCCGUCUUUUUCUCGGUUCAGCAUCUCAUUUGUUGGGUGGAGCAAAAAAAAAAACAUUGGAAGUGUUGGCCAGUUUGGGCACUCAUUUGUUUUUAAAGAAUUUUAUUAAAUUUUUUAUACUACAUCAAAAGGGUGAGAACCACCAAGGUAUAGAAAAGUAAGAAAAAGAGAGAAAGAUAAAAGUCUACAAUCUACAAAAUACAGUAGAGUCUCACUUGUCCAAGCUAAACGGGCCGGCAGAAGCUUGGAUAAGCGAAUAUCUUGGAUAAUAAGGAGGGAUUAAGGAAAAGCCUAUUAAACAUCAAAUUAGGUUAUGAUUUUACAAAUUAAGCACCAAAACAUCAUAUUAGACAACAAAUUUGACAGAAAAAGUAGUUCAAUAUGUAGUAAUGCAAUGUAGUAAUUACUGUAUUUACAAAUUUAGCACCAAAAUAUCACAAUGUAUUUAAAACAUUGAAUACAAAUAUGCGUUGGAUAAUCCAGAACGUUGGAUAAGUGAGACUCUACUGUAGUAAAAUUGUCUCUCGUAAUCUUCAUUUUCUCAAAUUAUCCAGAUCGCCCCAAUUCGUUCUUUUCAUUGUCUUGCCAUUUUCUUGUCUUUCAUUUUUCUUCAACAAAAAAGUCAAUUCGUCCAUAUCCUUUAUUUCUCUAAUUAACCCUCUAAUUAACCCAGGCACUCUUUUUUUUUUAUCGUGUCAGAAGCAAAUUGAGGAAAGUUGCUUCUGCUAUGGGAGAAUUGGCCAUCUUUGGGGGUGUUCUUUCAUGUCCCUGCAUGGGAAGCUAGAGCUGACAAGAGGAGCUCAACCCAUCUCGUACAUGGAUAUACCCAUGCAGCUCUUGCAUGUAUGGGCAGCCUUUAUUCAUUGCAUGGGAGGCCGUGACUCAUGGAUCUGUGACCACAUUUGAUCUAUUAUUUAUAUUCAGGCACCAUCACAUUGGGACAAAAUACUAUUUUUUAACAAAUAAACAACCUUCAGUAUCGCCAAGUUUGUUCAUAGCUACCAUCAACACUCUUGGACAUGGAAUUUAGUUUCCUGAAAAUGAUCGCUUUCAUUAAAUAAUCCAUCCUUGCUUUGGAAAGAAGCAUAAAAUCUAUUCCGUAUGAGGUUUGGUCUGCAGACGGACCAUUAGAUUUUAUUUAUUUAUUUACCGUAUUUAUACCCCGCUCUUCUCACUCUGGAUUCAGAAUGGCUUAUAGAACACACAUACGGCAAGCAUUCAAUGCCGUUAUACAAUUAACAAGGACAGACAACACAAACAGAGGUAAAGGCAAUUUUCCCAUCUUAUUUCCGGCAUCUUGGAGGCUGUGUUUGACUCCAACCAUUUUCCAUGCCGAGGAGCUUUCCUCCAAUCAGUGUCCUUAAGGGCGUCUUUAUUACCUCCCCGUUAAAAGCAGUACCUAUUUAUCUACCCACAUUUCUGCUCUCAACCUGCUAGGUGGGUCUCACCCCGACCCAGGCUGGAACUGCUGACCUUUCGAUCGGCAGGAUUUUCUGCAACACAGUGGUUUACCUUGCUGUGCUAAGCCCGGCUCAAAAAUAGUCAAAGAGUAGUUCAAGCCACAUUUUUGAGAGAGGAUUUUAUUAAAUACUAGCUGUGCCCGGCCACGCAUUGCUGUGGCGAAGUAUGGUGGUAUGGGAAAUAAAUUAUUGAGGAAUUAGUGGUAGUUAAGGUCAAGGGUAAAGGUUUUCCCUGACAUUAAGUCCAUUAUAAAUUACAGUAGAGUCUCACUUAUCCAACAUAAACGGGCCGGCAGAAUGUUGGAUAAGCGAAUAUGUUGGAUAAUAAGGAGAGAUUAAGGAGAAGCCUAUUAAACCUCAAAUUAGGUUAUGAUUUUACAAAUGAAGACCAAAACAUCAUGUUAUACAACAAAUUGACAGAAAAAGUAGUUCAAUAUGCAGUAAUGCUAUGUAGUAAUUACUGUAUUUAUGAAUUUAGCACCAAAAUAUCACGAUGUAUUGAAAACAUUGACUACAAAAAUGCGUUUGAUAAUCCAGAACGUUGGAUAAGCAAAUGUUGGAUAAGUGAGACUCUACUGUAGUUAUAUAGCUGCGUGGAAGGGCCUUGAGUCUACACUGCCAUAUAAUCUAGUUAAAAUCAGAUAAUCUGUAUUUUAUAGGCAGUGUGGAAGAGGCCUAAGUGAGGCCUAACUCUGCCUGUCCCCUGGGCUGAGUGGGUUGCUAGGAGACCAAGUGGGCAGAGCUUAACCUUCUAACUGGCAGCAAUUGGAUAAAAACAAUUCUUCCUCUCCCUCUAAUUAGGACUUUAUUUUUCUUUCCUUUUUGUUGUAUGAACGUAGAUGCAUGGAUGAGGGGUUGUGCUGCCAAGUUUAGUGUUUCUGGGUUGUGUAGUUUUUGUUGUUUUGUCCUAGGCUGAAAUUUCACUACCCUUUUAUAUAUAUAGACUAGCUGUGCCCGGCCACGCAUUGCUGUGGCGAAGUAUGGUGGUAUGGGAAAUAGUCAAGAUAAUCCCGUUCAAAGCAGAUAAAAUAAGAUUAUAAAUGGGUUAUAUAGUUGUGUGGAAGGGCCUUGAGUCUACACUGCCAUAUAAUCCAGUUAAAAUCAGAUAAUCUGUAUUUUAUAGGCAGUGUGGAAUAGGCCUAAGUGAGGCCUAACUCAGCCUGUCCUCUGGGCUGAGUGGGUUGCUAGGAGACCAAGUGGGCGGAGCUUAACCUUCUAACUGGCAGCAAUUGGAUAAAAACAAUUAUACCUCUCCCUCUAAUUAGGACUUUCUUUUCUUUUUGUUGUAUCAACCCAGAGGCGUGGAUGAGGGGUUGUGCUGUCAAUUUUUGAGGUUUUGGGGUGUUUAGUUUUGUUGUUUUGUCCGCUGCCAUGAUUCCAUCACUCUUUUAUAUAUAUAUGUGGAAGAGGCCUAAGUGAGGCCUAACUCUGCCUGUCCCCUGGGCUGAGUGGGUUGCUAGGAGACCAAGUGGGCGGAGCUUAACCUUUUAACUGGCAGCAAUUGAAUAAAAACAAUUCUUCCUCUCCCUCUAAUUAGGACUUUAUUUUUCUUUCCUUUUUGUUGUAUGAACGUAGAGGCAUGGAUGAGGGGUUGUGCUGCCAAGUUUAAUGUUUCUGGGAUGUGUGGUUUUGUUGUUUUGUCCUAGGCCGAAAUUUCAUUACCCUUUUAUAUAUAUAGAUUACGGCACUCAGUGGAUGCAGGGGAUGUGUUACAGAGCUUGCAGUCCACAAUAAAGCAGCUAGAUCUCUUCGCCCAUCUCUUUUGCCCAUUCAUCGCGACAGAGCUUGAAAUAAUUUGAAAAACAAACGUCACUUUAACUAGCAGUAACAGAACAGAAGGUAUAUUGGCAGAAAACCCGCUCCAAAAAUCUGGUAACAUGCCUUCCAAUCUGUUUAUACGUUGCCGUUUCCAUCUGCAAAUUAUUGGAGCGGAUGCAGUAGUACCUGAUCCGGUCUAUUUUGGUUUUCUAAAAAGCCAUAAAAUAUCCCUCGCCCAGUUGUUUGAGCAAACCCGAAUGUUGUCCCCCACUUUUGUCACUCUUGUGCACACUGGAAAGAAACGGAAAGCGGAGUUGGAUUCCCCGAUUUCUCCUGUUGACAUGCUACGAGAGAUGAGCUUUGGUGGAGCAGGAUUUUGGAACUAAGCACUUAGGUAUGAUCUUUUGAACCCGGAGAGAAAUCCUGUUGUACUCCAAAGCGGGCGGGAAUGUGUGUCGGUCACCUUUUCUUAGGUUAAUGUACUGUACUUUGAAAAAAGUUUCUAUGAGAUUGAUUGAACUUUGUUAAGCAAAAAAAAGGGCCACAAGUUCUGUAAAAGAGCCACUAAAAAAAAAAAAGGAAAAUACAGACAUUGUAUAACAA